Messenger RNA from Colletotrichum acutatum, 664 nucleotides. RefSeq lists its product as uncharacterized. Bases 122 to 580 code for a protein of 152 amino acids. The record is from RefSeq and is a predicted model, not a curated record. The transcript has 3 exons. Lineage: Eukaryota; Fungi; Ascomycota; Sordariomycetes; Glomerellales; Glomerellaceae.
AGUUCUGCACGGAACACGCACGAUAUACGUUGAAUAUGACGGAUAAAUCUCGCGGCGCUGGUUUGGACCUUUCCAAGAGACUCACAAAUUACAAGCGGGCCAACGACAUAAGUCUUCGAAAAUGCGCCCAUUGUCCCGACUACACGUUUCCUGUACGCCCCUCGAGGGAAGACGUGGAGCGUCACUUCCUAGAGUCUGGCCAUACAUUAAGGGACAACAAGCACGCCCAGCGUCGAACCAACCACAGUCCGCAACCGAUCAACAUACAACAGCAUCAAAAGACAAUGCGGACCCGAGUACUCAGACGUCCGUUGCCGGGCACGAUAGGCAAGGAGCCACCAGCCCCUCUUCGGAAAAGAAUAAGAGGAAAGAUGGGGAUCAUAGGUCUUCGCAUCCAAAGCGUAGUCGUGCUCGACAGCAACCACAGGCUUCUGGUGCCAGCCAUGCUGAAGACAGUGACUUCCAAAGAGACCCGGCACACAAGGCUGGUAGAUUAUGGACUCCUGAGGAGGGAGCAUCUACGCCUCGACGGAUCGACGGCGGGCGAUCCAAGGAGAAAGAUGGAGACGCGCCCAAUUAGCCAAGAACAGCUUGUUGCUGAGGUAAAAGGCAUAUAUGCUGGGCUCGUCAUGGUUGAAUCGAAAUGUAUCGAGGUCGACAACGC